Messenger RNA from Physcomitrium patens, 2005 nucleotides. Its product is annotated as fructose-bisphosphate aldolase-lysine N-methyltransferase, chloroplastic. Gene Ontology annotation, biological process: peptidyl-lysine monomethylation. The record is from RefSeq and is a predicted model, not a curated record. Gene Ontology annotation, molecular function: protein-lysine N-methyltransferase activity. NCBI's taxonomy places the organism in Eukaryota, Viridiplantae, Streptophyta, Bryopsida, Funariales, Funariaceae.
UCUUGCAGCUCGGAAGCUUUCUCGGUUGGAAGGAAGUGUGUCCCAUUGCUCGGAGUGCGAUAAUCGCACCAUUUUGGCUUGAUAUUUAUCUGUACUUUGUUGCCGCAUAGGGGAUUGUUUCGCUGCGUACAUUAGUGUUGUGCUUUUUCCGAAUUUUCGAGGGGAAGAGAAGGUAGUGAAAUGUGCGUGGGGAUCUCCGUUCGGGUGGUGGUGUAGGUUGUUCUGGUCAUCUUGCAGGUUCAACUCUGGUUGUCUGGCUGGAGUUGGCGGCCACAAUGCCAACCUCUGUAGCGGGAAUGAGCUACAGCAGCGCUAUUCUGCAGUCCGGGAUUGCAAAUGGACGUGGCCGUGGGGCUCCUUGUUGUGCAGCCCCUAGGUCUUCUGCCGUGAGGUAUACGACUCUAGGCUUCGUUGGAAACCUCUGCCCUCCGAGGUUUGGCACGCAGAAAGUGGCCGUGAGCAGUGAGAAACGCGGAUCUCGAUGCCGGAAUACACUAACCACGGAUGUGUACAAACAAGAUGAGAACGACCUUGCGCAAAGCAAGAAACAGGAGCACGAGAGUGGUAUUGAUUUGAAGCAGUGGAUGGAAGAACAGGGGUUGCCCGAGUGUAAAGUAUCUUUGGCAGAGCAUCAGCCGUCGGAGGGUGACAAAGGGAAGCCUAUACAUUACGUUGUGGCCAGCGAGGAUUUGCAGCCCGGCGAAUUGGCAUUAACUAUCCCCAAGUCCCUUGUUGUUACACUGGAGAGAGUCUUGGGAGACGAAACCAUAGCUGAAUUAUUGACCACGAACAAGCUCUCCGAACUUGCUUGUCUAGCACUUUAUCUUAUGUACGAGAAAAAACAAGGGAAAGAAUCGUACUGGUAUCCAUACAUUCGUGAACUUGACAGGCAAAGAGGACGGGGACAGCUUUCAGUGGCGUCGCCAUUGUUGUGGUCUCGAGAAGAGCUAAAUGAGUAUUUCACAGGAAGCACCAUGAAGGAGGUAGUGUUAGAGAGAUUGGCAGGUAUCAAACGGGAAUACGAAGAACUUGACACAGUGUGGUUUAUGGCGGGUUCUUUAUUCAAGCAAUAUCCCUUCGACCUACCUACGGAAGCUUUCUCAUUUGAGAUAUUCAAGCAGGCUUUUGUGGCUGUGCAGUCCUGCGUUGUUCACCUCCAGGGAGUGAGUCUCGCAAGGCGCUUUGCAUUAGUCCCAUUGGGGCCCCCACUUUUGGCCUAUAAGAGUAACUGCAAAGCGAUGUUGAAGGCGGUUGAUGACAACGUAGUGCUAGAAGUUGAUCGUGCUUACAAGGCUGGUGACCCUAUCGCUGUGUGGUGCGGUCCACAGCCUAACUCUAAGCUGCUGCUUAACUACGGGUUUGUAGAUGAAGAUAAUCCUUACGAUCGACUUGCCGUCGAGGCAUCAUUGGAUACAGAGGAUCCUCUUUACCAACAGAAAAGGGCUAUCGUACAAAAGAACAAUCGCUUGACUAUACAAACUUUUCAGAUAUACAAGGGCAAAGAAAUGGAAGCUGUCCUGGACAUGUUACCUUACAUGCGACUCGCGCAUUUGGCUGAUCCUGAAGAGAUGGAGACCGUCUCAUUUGCCCAGGGGCCUGUUUGCCCUGUAAGUGCUUGCAAUGAGAGAGCUGUAUUAGAACAAUUAGAGCAGUACUUUGAGAAGCGCUUGGCAGGAUACAAAUCAUCCCAUGCAACGGAGGGUGGUGAUGCCAAGAAAAACGCAAAGAAAAGAGUAGCGGAGAAGUUGCUGUGUAUUGAAAAGAGCAUAUUAAGAAAUGCUUUGGCUGCAGUGCAGGAGCUGAUUAGCCAGCUACCGGACAGUGCUAUUUCACCCUGCAUUGGUCCUUAUCUUCCCAACUUGAAGUGAAGACUUCAGUGCAGAAAGUUGCGUGUAGCAUAGUACCCAUUAUUCGUAGAUACUUGUUUCCUGCUCUAUGUCAGAGUCUAUCUCCGAAAAUGUCAGGAAUUUGUAAAGAAGCACUUGACCCACAACUUUGCAUUUUA